UUGUACAUGUAUGUAACUCUAUUCGUUCGACAAAAGAAAAGUGGUAGUUGUUUUUCACGUUGUGCAAAAAGAAAGGCCGGUUGCAACAUCUGCAAGUCCAUACGAACACCAUCCGCAGCAAAGCGUUGUUUUCAGGCUCCGCACUUGAUGAGUCUCCGCAUACAUUACAUUACAUGGGUCUCUUCAUCUUGAAUCGCAUGGUCUAUUUGAUUAUCAUAGUCACCAUGUUCACGGCUUUUGUGCCACCAUCCAUUUGUAUUCUGAGCCCGGAAGAGGUGGCAAAAAUCCCAGUUAAAUUCCUUGACUUGGCGAAAAAGCAGGAGGUUUUGGAUUGGAUGGUGGGUGUUAGAAGGAAGAUACACGAGAACCCAGAACUUGGAUUUGAGGAAUUCGAAACAAGCAAGCUUAUCAGAGCCGAGCUUGACAAGAUGGGCGUUCCUUAUAGGUACCCACUUGCUGAAACCGGUUUGGUUGGUUAUAUUGGGACUGGAAUGCCUCCUAUUGUUGCCAUUCGAGCCGACAUGGAUGCUCUACCGCUGCAGGAGAGUGUGGAUUGGGAGCACAAGAGCAAAGUCCCUGGAAAGAUGCAUGCUUGCGGUCACGAUGCCCAUGUUGCUAUGCUUCUUGGUGCUGCAAAAAUCCUUAAACAACAUCAACACCAACUGCAGGGAACUGUGGUUCUUGUUUUUCAACCUGCUGAGGAAGGAAUUGGGGGUGCAAAGAAAAUGGUAGAAGCAGGGGCAGUGGAAAAUGUUGAUGCCAUCUUUGGAUUGCAUGUCUCAGUUGAUUUCCCAAUCGGUUCAGUUGCUUCCAGGUCUGGCCCAAUUUUGGCCGGAAGUGGUUUUUUCGAGGCAAUAAUAAGUGGGAAAGGGGGUCAUGCUGCCAUUCCCCAGCACACAAUAGACCCAAUCUUAGCUGCUUCUACUGUAAUUGUCAGUUUGCAACAACUUGUUUCGCGUGAAGCUGAUCCCUUAGAUUCACAGGUAGUAACAGUAGCAAAAUUCCAAGGAGGGGUUGCAUUCAAUGUUAUUCCAGAUUCUGUCACAAUUGGUGGGACAUUUAGGGCAUUUUCAAAAGAAAGCUUUAUCCAACUUAAACAAAGAAUUGAAGAGGUUAUCACAAGACAAGCCAGUGUUCAAAGAUGCAAUGCGACUGUAAUAUUCGAUGAAAAUGAGAAGCAGCCGUUGAUUCCAGUGACAGUAAACGACAAAGAUCUGCACAAACACUGGAGAAAUGUGGCAGAGAAUAUGCUAGGCAGCAAGAACGUAAUAGAAAGGCAACCACUUAUGGGAGCAGAAGACUUCUCGUUUUAUCAAGAGGUGGUUCCAGGAUACUUCUUCUUCGUUGGUAUGAAAGACGAGACUAAAUCAACACUGAAAUCGGGGCAUUCACCUUAUUACACAAUCAAUGAAGAUGUUCUUCCAUACGGAGCCGCGUUACAUGCAGCAUUGGCAGCCAGGUAUCUCGCGGAAAAUCAUUCCAAAUCGACUUUCACUUUCCCAGAGGCAAGCUCACACGACGAAUUGUGAAGCUGUUGGGACUUUUUCGAUGGGUAAUAUUAGAGUAUUACUGUGGGCCUUUUGCUUGGAACCACUAACCGCGUGCUGUAUUUGUAAAAUAAUAAAUACACUGUGCACCGACGAUAAAAAAAGAGAGUAUUUUCAUGA
This is a messenger RNA of Ziziphus jujuba (common jujube), 1667 nucleotides long. Its product is annotated as IAA-amino acid hydrolase ILR1-like 4. Gene Ontology annotation, molecular function: IAA-Ala conjugate hydrolase activity. The coding region runs from base 174 to 1529 and encodes 451 amino acids. Gene Ontology annotation, biological process: auxin metabolic process. The record is from RefSeq and is a predicted model, not a curated record. NCBI's taxonomy places the organism in Eukaryota, Viridiplantae, Streptophyta, Magnoliopsida, Rosales, Rhamnaceae. Gene Ontology annotation, cellular component: endoplasmic reticulum. The transcript has 6 exons.